GAAACUUUUUUUUCUGCUCCUCUCUCCGGAGUGUGCAGAGCGUCUUCUCAAACACACCGCUGGUGGAAAACUGGCGGAAAACGACCCAUAAAGACGUUAAAAAGUCAGACAGUGAACCAUUUGGGAGAUAAUAACACCGUUUCCGUUUUCUCCACCAUGAUUCUGUGAGCUUCUUCGUCUGUCUCCAACCACAAACCUCCGACCAGCCGGGACCGAGCUCGAGGAAAACGGACUAGACCAGAGAGGAGAAGGGGUCGGUGCUGCUGUUAUUGAGGACCCGGAGGGAGCGCACGGACAGGUAAACAGCUGACAGCUUUUAUACUUGAAUCUAUGUUUGUUUUCUUUCUCGGAGAGCAAAGAGGCAGAGAAACGGAGAUUUUAUUCUGCUGUAAAGUUUGAGGGCAUGACAGCCCAGCUCAGAUCUGAGUCUCCUGCACACCGAGGCCUUCAUGCUGCAGGACAUCUCAGAGCUUUGGGAUCUGCAUGAAACUGCGGCAGAGGAGGACCAGGCAGACACUAGGCUAUAGCUCAAUUUAUGUUUAUAUAUUAAUUAAUUAAGUUCCAAAAAAUCUAAAGCUAAUUUAUUAAAAAGUAAAAUAUGCUGCAUUAUUUGGAGAAGGUCUGCAAGUGAAGGGUCUAAAAAAACUUUAAAGUCGCUUUUAAGAAUAACCUGUACUUUAAGUAUGAAAUACAGAGUUUUAAAGGGUCAGAUGCAUAGAAAAAUGUGACAAAACACAGGACGUGUGUGAUUGUAAUGUAACUCUGCAUAUUGUGAAAGCCUAAUAUAGUAAAAGUACACAAGGACAGGGUAUAAACAAGUACAAUGGGUCCAUACAUUGAACUCCUUCUGGACAUUUGAAAAAGACAGAACAAUAAAACAAGAGUCAUAAUAAAACUUAAAUAUGAUUGGUUUUGUAGAAGUAUGAUCAGUAUCUGCUCAAGUGGUGAUGUUACCAUCAUGUAAUAUAAUCAAGCUGACAAACACUCACUGUGACAAAGCCAUACUGUGAUUUAGUAGAAGUUUAUCAUUGAAAAAUAAUCUUCAGAUUUUUGCAAGUUGUUAUAAAGAGUUGCUCACGUGAGCCACAGUGGUUUUAAAACUUACAGAGGUGUUUAUAUGACAAUAAACUCACAAGAAAAUCUCAGAAACACAAAAGGGGUUCAGUAGUAAUUUAUUUUGUUAGUAAACUGCAUACACACGCUGACUGUACUGAAGUUUAUUUUGAAUUCUGUAGUGAAUAUCUCAUAAUUAACACUGCUCCAUAGAGGUGAACAGUAACUGUACUUCACUGUUAUUGUGUUUUUCUCAUCCCUCUGGUUUUAUCUGUAUUUACUAAUCCCUCUCACACACCCACACUCAGCUGGCUGUACAGCUGACAAAAACCAGGGGUCCAGUGUUCUGCCCUACUCCUCGUCAUGUUGUUGUAGGACCUGGAAUCAAAUGCCAACCUUCAUAUUAUGAGAUGAGUCACUUUAACAGUAAACCACAGCUGCCUGUAAAUAAUAUGGUGGUACAAUAAGUGACUUAAUCUCCACAUAAAGUGAUGAAGAAGACAUGUAAACUUAUAGUCCUUGAGCCAAGAACCAAAAUUUCACAUAUCGGUACCACCUGGGUGGGCAAAUUCUAGUUGUGAUUUUUUUAUUGCUAUACAUCCCUACAAUAAGUUUUUAUAUGAUAGACCUUGGUAACUGGUAGCUUUAUUGUAGUUAUCACUCAUUGAAGUAAUAGAGUGCAGCUGCUCAAAAACGAAAAAUCGCCUUCCUUCAAAAUGAGCUUUCUUUCAUUUUAACCUCUCAUUUAGGUGUGUUUGAACUAUUGGCUAGCCAUAGAGACUUGUAAUAACCCCCUAAGUAGUAUUUCAAGUAAUUUAUCUAAUACAGGUGUGUAUAUAUAAGCUUCAAUUAGCCAAUUGUCAGGUCUAAAUCAAGGUCUAAAUUAAGGAUAUUUUUUUACUUAGAAGUAGAAGUAAAAAAAAUGCAGACUAAUUAUAAUUAUAAUAACACAACUUUAAUAUGACACUGACAUAUUUUCAAUGCAGGCACUCAAUAUACAAUCAUCCUGGCUGGUGCAGGGCAAGAAGACAUUAGCAACAAAAUACGAUCUACUGAUGUAUACACUCUAUACAAUCAUCUGAGAAAAACUCCAAUUCCUAUUCAAAGUCCUAUUCUUUCCAUAAGGAACAGUGACAGCAAAUAUGACUGUCAAGUUUUGGCUUAGUACGUAAUACUUUCACUGAGUCACAGUGGGUCUGUUAACAUAGCUCCCUUUGGUCAUCACUUAUUAAUCAACAUCAGUAAUCGACAUCAGUAUCUGUAUCUUCUUCUACAUCUGAGUCUGCCGGUGUGCAAGGGGCUCUUCCUCACUGUAUUGGUUGGCACAAGUUUGUAAUUUGCACAGGUUUGUGCACUUCAGCCCAUUGCUGAGACAGGUGCAGUCUGGUGGUUUGCAUGUCCUCACACACUUGCAGGAUAGCAAGGUCUAUCUAGUUACCAAGGUCUAUCAUAUAAAAACUUAUUGUAGGGAUGUAUAGCAAUAAAAAAAUCACAACUAGAAUUUGCCCACCCAGGUGGUACCGAUAUGUGAAAUUUUGGUUCUUGGCUCAAGUGCUAUGAUACCUGAAAGAACUGCUCCACCAUCAAAUUGGGCCACUCCCACUUCAUCAACUCAUUUAAUUAGACACAGGUUUGAUUCAUUUAUAGAAAAGAGCAGUGUGACCCAAAAAGAGUGUGACUUUUAAUGUGCUUUUGACUUUCUGUGUUGCUUUUGGAGUUAACAAAAAUUUGCCUAUUGAGGAAAAUAACAAAAUGAGAAAAAAUAUAAAAAGCUACCCCUAUGAAAAGUCUAUCAUAUUUUAAUUUACUUAUAUUGACCCUAAAAACAAUUUAGUAUAUGUAAGGUUUUGCCCACCCAAGUGGUACCGACAUCUGGUCUGGCUCAUGGACUAUUACUCUGAAGUGUCACAAGUAUACUAAAUCCAGCACAAAGUCAAUAGUGAGGAUGAUUUGUAUCAUAUAUUUAGCAUGAUGAAGUAAUUGUUUACGACAACGCAUUAUGAUUGUGCCAUUAUAGAAGAUGUAAAGAGUAAAAGAGUACAAUAAUAACAGUCAAUACUAAGCACAUGAUUCUGUAUCAUGUCUGUAUAUGAACCACAGGGUUUGAGGUGAAGAGACUUCAGCUUGGUUUGUAAUAUGUGGCUACCAUUAGCAGAGCUGGCACCACCAGCCUUUGGUCCUACAUGAAGGUUAACAUCUGCAUGCCUGUUCUUGUUACACGUUACUGCAGCUGAAGGAUGAUAUGCCAGUUUAACCAGUAUCCUAACUGUGGCUCACUGCAGUGUUGAUUUGAGGCUACAGUGAUAUAAUGAUGUAUUAGUGUUGGGUGGUAUGAACAAAAUCUUAUAUCACGGUAAGAGCAAUUUCAUGUCAUGGUAACGGUAUAUAUCAUGGUAUGUUUUUUCUCCCUGUAAAUUUAAUUAACGGCUUAAAAAUAACCAUACUGUCUCAUUUGUUCAUUUUCUUUUUCUUUUUAAACUUGGAUUUGUAUACAAAUGCAAACAAAAUGCCAGACCAGUCUGGCGAUUUUUUAUCAUAUGGCGUAUCUUUGGCGAAAGACUCUGCCAAGCUCUUUUGUAUGAGAGGAGCUGCUGCAGCUUUAGUUUUUGGUGCAGCGGGUGCACCACAAAUCUGUUGGCUCCCAUAAUAGAGCAUGGCAUGUUUCAUCUCUAGGUGGUGGAAGAGGUUGCUGGUGUCUCUCUCAGCAACAACAGCCACAUGACACUCUUUGCAUAAUAUUAUUUUUUGGUCAUUGUCGGAUUUUCUAAAUCUGAAGAAUCUCUGCCUCCGUCUGCUUGGUACUGCCACUAAUCUCUGCGUCCCCAUGAUCACCACCAGUGAAGCUGUUUCUUCUUCGUCAAAACUGGACACACUGGUGAUUAUAGGGAGCUCACCAAAACCUGACCAUUCAAAUGGAGUGAACAAACUCUGAACAACAGGCUGGUGAAUAUAUGGAAACGCACCCAAACAGUUGCACUCCGGCUUUCCUGUUAGCAAGCGCAGACAACUACACACUGACUCAGAGAGAUGCAGCAGACAUCUGCUCUCUCUCUCUGGUAAAAACUUUAUAGCAAAAUUUCUAGCGGUAGACACUUUAAUACCGUCACACAGUGUAUACUGUUAUACUGCCCAACAGUGUGAUGUGCCAUAAAUUCUUAUGAACUGAAGAGUAAAAAUGCUUCUUACUGUGGAGUUAUCGUCAAGCGGGGAUUAAAAAAAAUCACUUUAAUCGGUUUAAGUCUCAAGUUAUUGGUCUAUAAAUGUGUCUUCAGUCUGAAGUGUUUUCUUAAGCUGUGCGUGUGUGUGGUUGUGUGAUGUGUGCGUGUGUUGCUGACCUCUCAACCUCCCAUGAGGUGUCUCAGGGAUCAUGUUGGAGUUAUUUUUGUGCUCAGAGCUCAGUUUACCAACAGACCUCUCUGUAUCUUAUGUCUCAGACUGACUUGUUCCUUGAUUUAUGAAGUCAUUUAGGACCAUUAAUGUGCUCAUCAUCCAGUGAUGUGUUACUUCAUUGUGAAUUGUGUCUUGUUCUUGCAAACACAGAUAACCACCAUCAGAGAGUUUCACUGGUAAAUGCUUUAUCAGUCUUUAAACAAUACAUGCUGUGAAUCCCUCAUUUCUGGCAGAGCUGACAGACAGCAUGUCUUUAGUAGUGAUUGAUGCAGCUGAAUUUAUUACUAGUUUCUGCAGAACUUCAUCCUUGGGGCAUGAUUGGCUGGUCACUGCCUUCUUCUACUCUUAUGUACAAUCAGCAUUUGCACCCCUCUUUGGCUGUUACAAUGGUGUAUUUACAGCUUUCAAUUAAUGCAGACUUUCUUUAAUUCUAUUGAGUUAAAUUAGAUCAGGAUAAUUCAUAUUAUUGCUCCAUUGCCCAGCCUCAAUAUCAGUACAUCACACAAAGAUACAGCUCCCGGGCCGUGAUAAAAGAACUGGAGGAGACAGUGAUUAACAUAGGUUUAUUAUAUCAUUAAGUUAUGAAAACUGGGCAACAAUAGAUGCAUGAGCAGGUUCAUGAACAUGGUGUAGUUAGAGGUAAUGAGGGGUGCUCAAACAUGAGAAACACAAACAAAGGUGCAGACACUGUAGUGACAGAUGAAGAAGCUGCAGGAGGCUUGCUGCUGCAUCCUCCAUGGAGAAAUACGUCCAAAAGCACUCCUGGCACCCCAAAAAGAGUUAAUGCAUCUAACCCAGACUCUGAACAGAAGCUCAGUCACACAUAAUAUGUAAUGCAAUAAUAUUUCCAGCUACUGUAAAUCCAACCUGUUGCAGCAUGUUUACUGCACUUCUGACAGGCAGUAAACUGAGACAUUGAUCAGUUAUCGUAUCAGCCCCCAGCAGAUAUACUUCACAGCUCCAUGUUAGUGAUCUAACAGGCUGAUAUAUGGUGUCUUUAACAGACUGAGAUACCAGCCUGCAGCUACAGAAAGUCUCUGAGUGAUUUCACAACAGCAGCAGCUCAAAGUUUGGCUUAGAGUGUGAGAGAUGACGGCUCUGUUCUCCCACCAAAGGCAGUAAAGAGAGACAAACAGCUGAGGCUCAACAUCUUCCUCUUCUUACAGGUGUGAAUAUCUUUAAAGGAUAAGUGAAAGGUGGUUUUGGUUAUCUCCUGUAACUAAGAGGAGUUCAAAUGUUGUGUGAUUCCCAAGCUCACAACCUGUUGCUCUUAUACUAAGAAUCAUGAUCUAAGCUCUUCUUUCAUACUUUUGGAGUGAAAGGCAAGUUUGAGAAUUUACUGACAGAAUGCUUUAUCCCAUGCCAUAAACGAGGCUGUAGUGACAUCUUUUCAGGCAAACAUGAACUUAAAAAUGUGGCUAAAACUUUGUCAGAUUGUCUGACAGCAUUACAGAAAUGAUCCCAACAGAUAAAGACCUUUGCGUACAAGGUUUCAAGGUUUUACCCUGGAAACAGCUCUCAUUUGACUCAUUAAAAAGAUGCCAGAGUCUGUGAACCAUAGACUGAAUAUAGAAUGGACGACAUCUGCCUCCUCACUGGGUGAAGCCACUGCGAGAACAGCACACUCUGGUGAUGGGCUGCAGUAAAGGUCAUAAAUCCCGCCACCUCCAGCAAACCAUAUGGAGCUGUGGACCAUCUUUAGAAAUGUAUUACAUAUGCUUGCAAUGUUGACAUGUAGUUAAUGUAAGACUGGUUUGUGCUCAAGUCGGCUCUUUUUUAUGUUCAGCUCCAUUUUUAAAAGUUACUAGGGGGUUCAUGUUUUCUAUGAUUGACACUUGAUACAGCCUAUGAGCGUACAAAGAUUGCUUCGCUCACCCAGGGGAUCUGCUGUUUGAGCCGAGCAUCAUCACAGCAACUCUCCCGCCGAAUGCGCACAAUGCUAUGCGCAAGGUUGGUUUCGGGAAAUCGAGAAAAAACGCGGAAUUACUGAGAGCUUUUCGGCUUCAAAUCCAUAUACUGGCAGAAAGCGGAACCAAGUUGUCCAAAGUAUAUACAGUCUAUGGUAUGAACAGAAUCAGUCAUUUUAAUUUGCAGACUACUCUCCCUGCUCCUCUCCUCUCUUCUCCUCCUGCUUCUUGUUCUCCUCUCUCAUCCUUCUGCUGCUUUCCCUGCUCUCUCUUGUCUCCGCUCCCUGCUCUCCUCUCUCAUCCUCCUCCUCCUCCUCCUCCUGCUCUCCUUUCUCCUCCUCCUGCUCAUCUCCCCUCCUUCAUCCUCCUGCUCCUCUCCCUGCUCUACUCUGUCCUCCCUCAUGCUCCUCUCCCUGGACCCAUCUGUGAAAUCCUGCUUAAUUUACCUUUAAUGACACUGGAUUUUGUGCCCUCUCUACACUCUGAAAACCAAAAGUUAAGAAGAUGACGUCAAACUGUUGACUGGAUUCUCAGCGUGAGCGAGUGCUCUUACUUUCCAAUAAAAGAUAAUUCAUCCCAUCCUGGUAUCUGCUCUCCUGUCCCAGUUUGUGCAGCAUUAGAUCCAGACCUCCUCUCAAACCUCUCCAGCUCCACGCAGUGAUCUGAUGGACAGAUUGGACUAUCUGUGAUGUUGCACGCCAGCAGCAAACACAUGGAAUCAUGGGAACACAACCUCCUCAGAAGUUUAGACAAUUGUUUCCAAAGACGUUAAACCUCAGGUCAUUAAGUCGCCAUAUAAAGUCUGUGACCCAUAAUGCAUUUCUGCAGAAACUACAUUUAACCCUCACUGAUAAAGUCAAACACAAGAAACAGAAGACACGUCUUCUGGAGAUGUUGUAGCUGUGGUCGGAGUGGAAGCUGUAGGUUAUAGAAGAGUGUAAAUGAGGGAGUGUGUGUGGUUCUAUCUAUGAAGCUGUGGAUCAUUAAACAUUUAGGAAACCACACAGAGGGUCUGCUGUAGGGAGAGACUGAGCAUGGCGACUGCAGAGGGAGGUACAAGUUGGUCAUUUACAUCAACAUGUUCAUCAUCAUGGGUUUCCUGGGCCUUCAGACAGGAUUGGUACAGCCUCUCUAAAGUCAUGCAUACUUUGUCCCUUGGCUUUUCAGGCAGGCUUAGACACAUAUUCUAGGGCUGCACAAUGUAUCAUUUGAGCAUCGUCAUUCUGAUGUACAUGUGCGCAAUAGUCAUAUCGCAGAGCUUGCGAUGUAGGAGGGGAAUGAACUCAUCUCAGUUCAAGGGUAGCUGACUGAGAUACACUCCAUGUGACUCUGCAUGUGCUGUGCAGCGAUCCACCAAUCGCAUUCGUUCUCUACCCAGUUGCCAAUUAGACUACCCUGCCAGCCGUCAAUCAAAAUCAGAGAGAAGGACACCACACCCCUGCACAUGGAGUGAGUCGCUGGUGUUGCCGGAGUUGUGCCGAGAAACGCUUGUCCGCUGAGAAUUACUUUCAGAACAUUACUCAACACUGUUUAGCCCAACAAAUAAGAACUGUUUGGGUUUUAAAUUGUACAUUUCCAUGGACCACUCUACUAAAAGCGGUGCAUGUUUUGCGAGGUGCAUGCAAACACAGCCGUGCGUUUUUGGCACAACACCGGUAACAACAACAACGAUCGCAAAAUGUGCAACCAACAAGAGAAAAGCACUGAAAAUUAAGACUUAUUGCCAAUGAAAGGGAAAGUCAGUUAUCUGGAAUUAUUUCGGUUACAAGAGGGUGAUGUCGACCAAAACACGUGGUCUGUGUUCAUCUGUUGUUACAAUAACGUCCCAGCACAAUAAAAGCUAAAAAGAUCUCAGAGACAGACGGAAGCCAUUCUACAAACAUUCACAAAAAGAGGUAAGAUCAGUGCAGGUUAACUGUCCACAAGACUUCAGCGGUGCAGCAUAACAUAAGUGCUAUUCAAGCCACCUGGUAAUCUUCUAUUUUUUACUAUCACAAUAUAUUUGCAGGGUUGAAAAAAAAUUGCAAUGUUAGUUUUUUCCAAUACCGUGCAGCCUUAACAUAUGCACACACCUGCCUCCUCCUGCUCUCCUCUCUCCUCCUGUGACAACAUACUGAAAGUACAUGAGUAAAUCAGCAGCUUCUUAAGCUUCUUUUUCACCUUCACUGCAUAUGGAUCUAUGCUUGUAAUGAUGAAGUGAAAGUAAGAGCUGUUCAGGGAUCAUUAGAAGAAGUUGUCAGUGUGAGGUUUGUGAUGUGCAGAGCUGUAAACUAAUCUUAGUGUUCCUACAGCUUCAGGCCCUGUUUGCUCGAUGAUGAAUGACUCUGCCAUACAGAGAGACCAGAGACACACCAGCUCUUCUCUGCUGCCUCCUCCCACUGCUGACAGAGUUAUGAUUCCCUGCAUACAUGUGUGUACAAAGAUCUCCAUGUCUUUAGGGCUUAUAUUUUGAAUCAGGCAGCGCAGUCUCUAUUUACAUGCUCCACGGAGGAGAUUUUGGAAAAGGUUCAAAGUCUUACUAUGUUAAAACAAUAAAAAAAUGAACCAGUAAAGUUUAAAUCUCGAAGAUUUAGAGUUCUCCAAAGGAGACUGACCACAUCCGUGAGUUUAAAAAGGAGAGAAAAGGUUUAAAACCGUUCAACAUUCAGGUCAGAUUCUUCCCCAGCAGCCCCUAUAAAUCAUAAAACUGGGCUAAACGAAUCCAGGCUCAGGUCUUCAGGUGUGUUUGAUAGCGUUCACCUUGGCAGCAGUGCCGUCUGUCAGUUCAAAGCUCAACAUGUUAAAUCAAGCGCUCCUCACAUUCCUCAGAUACCAGCAGCUCUUUUGAACCAUCUGCUGCUCCGCUCAGGUUCAGACCUCCUAACCCUCACCUGCUUUCAGGAUGGAUUCUGCUGUUUGGAUGCUCGGCCGCUGCACGUGUGAGGUUAAAACAGUGAGGGAACAAACCCCCAUGAAAUAACUCAACAAAGAGAGAAGAAAGUGGAGUUCUUUGAAGGUUAUUUUGGUGUAUUAGAGCAGAAACUGUGUGCAUGACUAUUGUUCGCAGAAUGACUAUAAGCACUGAAGCUUUUCUACUAACUUUCUUUAAAAUAGUGGAAAAAAUAAACAAGUUAACUUUACUCAGCGUAGUGAUUCUGCAAUAUUUCUCUUUUGAAAUUUAGCUUGAUUGGAAUUUUUGUCUGCAAUUUUAACAUGUGCAUGCACAUGACAAAAUAAGCAAAGAGGGCACUGAAAAUGGCAUAAACUCCUCCAUGCUCUUGUGUUUUAGGGCAUGUAAAAACCAGAGGUCAACUGAGCUCUGUUUUUCCAAAAGCUGAUGCCAAUAAUGUAACAACAGGUUGGCAGAUUGGGAAUAAAUAAUGGUGACAUCACAUUUUGCAUGUGAUUAAAUAAAACUUUAAAAAGAUGAACAAGCAAGAAAAGAAAUUCCUUGAACUUGAGUGAAUAUUUCCUAAAUAUUUGGCUUAAUAAGCUAUCACCACAGACAGGUAUAUAUAAAUGACAUAUGGCACGCAGAUUCUCACACUAGAGCAGGAAAGUUCAAAAACUUUAAUGGACUAAACAAACAGAACAAAUGAAAGCACUCAAAGGCUAAGAGCUCAAACCACUUGAGGAAAAUCAAUAGUCAAAGUUGAUGUCCGCAGUCCUUUGACUUCUGCUGUCAGCUCCCAGACUAUUCUCCCUGCUGAUUGUUGAUCUGCCACAGCUGCUUAGGUGUGCUACUUCUAUGCCCACUUUGGAGAAUGGGAACACAAAAACCCAACAGGCAAACCAAAAACCAAUGAACGCUGGGUACUUUUAACAUAUACCUGCAUUUAUAGAGGCGGGCCUUACCAUAAAUCCACAAUGGGGUCAAACACUGAUCCGCAGCCAAUGAAAAGUAGCCACUUCAACCAACUGAUGGCCCAGCUGAUUUCCUCCUAGCUCCUAUUGGUCCUAUGCUUUUAAAGCGCCCUUUUUAUAACUGCCCUUACCCAGCCUCUUCCUCUGCUUCGACAGCCAACCAGCAACCCACCUCCACCCCAGCUCAACCCUUGUGCCGGCUAAAACUGCUCCACUAUCCUUGAAGUGCUCCUAUGCCAGGAGGGUUCUGUUCAUCGCUGCUUUUCCCUCUGUUGUUUCUGCCUUCACAAUGCCACAAGAAGGGCGGGAAGGUGCUCUUCCUGCCGCUGGCCUUUCAUACAUGCUUGCGUGGAGAACAGAACGUGUGCGCUCUCUUCUAUCACCUUUUCGUGAUGGCACGUGAAUAGCAGGAAGGGCCUCUUCCUGCUUCUGGCUUCCACGCAAUCACGUGGAAGGGCGGGGACCCAGAACAGCACUAUGCCGCCAAAUUUAACUUGGCACAAUAAAGCUGAAUUUUGACACAGUGAUCCUGACUGAACUGUCAUUUAUCGGCCUGAUAAAUAGGCUCACCCUCUAAUUAGUCUUUUUCAAUUUCAACCACACUUCAUCUUUAAACGGAUCAUCCCUGAGUAUUUGUAUAUGCAGAAAUAUAUUUUUCAAUACUCAUGUGAUCUCUGCUCCAGCAGCCUGGACGUUCUGAUGAAUUAACAUUCAUGCUAAACUGAAAAAUUAAUCUGUUCAUGUCGACAACACGUGUCUUGUGUGAAGUCUCAGGGUACAGUCUGCUUUGAAAAGUUAAGAAAGUUCAGGUUAUGCUGCACCAAACCAUACCACACCGAACCAAACUGGACCGCUUGGUGGAAACACACCAUCAAAGUUAUAAUCCAUGGAUUAUGACCAAAUCCAGGAGCUCUGCCCCCCAAUUGUUUCAUCGUCACUUGAUAGUACAUGUCUUUCAGAGUCAAAGCUUCCCUGUUUGAUGGGUUUAAGGGGAAAAGUCUCAGGGGGGUCUCCAGAGUCAAUGCUACAUGUAAACAGAUGGGUGUGCACUUUGCAGACAUCCUUUCUGUGUCCACCUCUACAAUAAUUUCCCUAGUUCACCCUCAGAUGUUUAUGUUCAUCCUGUGAAACAGUUUCACACCAAUCCCUUUUAUAUGAAUGUCAGCUCUCCCGCCCACUUGCUCAUGAGUUUUCCCAAAUAUUUCCUGUUGCGUUCUCAGAUAAAACCCCCGUCUUUGUCAAACUUUACUAGAGGAGCCUGCGAAUAAAAGUCAGGGUGAGCAUUUGGCUGGUUGCGCCCUUCAUCAUGAACAUUUGGGUAUUUUCUGGAGUUUGGCGCACGUGUGAACACAUCUUCUAAAUAUUCUGGUGCUCAAGGUUUGGUUCCUGAAGACAGCUCAACAAUGGUUGCCACAGUUUCAGCUGGCCAAAACCACCUCAGUCAUGCCAGAUGGUCCAAAACUUUGACAGAAAACUUAAAAGCCGCACUCCUCAAACCCUCCUCAGAUUGCUGCUGCCACAUGUUGGUUUUGAAAAGCUAAUAAUGUGCAGAAAUAUCUGCUAAAUAUUGACUCUUUGUUUUUGUUAUAGUUUCCUGUUGAUAACCAGCUGGGAGUCUUUAAGGUCUAACAGUGUGUCAUCGCAGGCAUCUGGAACUGAGCUUUGUGUGUGUGUGUGUGUGUGCUCUGUGUGUGUAUUGUUUAUUGUGUUGCAUAAUCAGACAGCAGAGCAGCAGCUACAGAAAAGCAGCAGACGCAUUCAGUGCAGAAAAACAGGCCUGUGUGGAAACUUAGCAGAAUCUGGGGCUGGUGUUUGCGUGUCGCUACAGCUGAGGAGAUAAUACCAACCAGGAAUUCCUGUUUGAGAUGACCCAUUUUUACUGGUUUCCUCUGGAUCUGGGUUAAAUCCAGCAUUUUAUGCUCUCUGUUUGACUCAGUGUGUCCAAACCAUUUCAGUGCCUGAAACUGAGUCGCUGUCUUUGUAUUUCCAUGGAUGGCUGUCUCUGGGAUGUACUAAAUAAACUCAGCAAAACCUAAAAGUUAACCUAACAUGUUUAAGAGGAGAUAAUAGCUGACUUUUUGGUUGAAGCCUCAUUUUUGGUGUUUUGGCUGUUACUGUUUUCAAAUUUAGACAUGGCAAAGGAGCAAGUAAAAAGUGACAUACCUCUUUCUUCAUUCAGCCUGUGGAGCAAAUUGUUAGUCUAAUAAUCACUUCAUGUAAUACCCUCCCCUGUUUUAUGGCCUGUUUAACCCUAAAAGGGACCAAAAUUCACUAAGUGAGGGUCCUGCUGUCUUGAAGAAAACUUGUAACUAGUCUUUGGGACCAUAACCUUGUUUGGAAAAUGUUUGUUGAGACUAAUCAGCUCAUCUGUUGAUGAUAUACCCACUUGGAUCACUCCCUGAUUUUGUGGCUUCUGGUGUAGUCAGCAUUUAUUAUGAUAAGCACUGAAGGAUAUCCGAACUAAGACUUUCAUUUCCAUGCACAAGUCCUUGGCUAAACUCAGACUCCAACUCAGCAACCUUAGACACAAGUAUGGAGUUCAAUUUGAGAAACAACGUCACCAGCUAGAUUGUGCACUUAUAUGCAGACGACUUUAGAGUUAAGUUUUGCAGUUUAACCCCUAAUUUGUUGCAGAAAUCGUUGAAAGUCACCAAUGGCAGCACAACAGGUUAGCAGCAACACUUCUUAAAAGCUUUUGCACUUCACUGUGACGUAAUUGUGCAUUUACAUAAAACUGUGGUGAAAAUAUUAGUUAGAUAUCUUCACAAGGAGUUGCUCUGAUUGAAUCAACCCCCCCCCCCCCCCAAGAAGAGACCAGCAAUAUUGGUCCAGACCAAAGGAAGUCAUGGUGAGCAUCUAAAUCUGAGUUUAGGACAAACAAACCCUUUCAAUAACCCAUUGUGGAUCAUCUUUGACAAAACCAGCGAAAUUCAAGUGUAAACAAACAGAUGGUCAAGUUGCUCACCUUGAAAAUAAAUGAGGACCUGAAGAAUAAACAUUUCAGUAAAAAUGUCCGAAAUAAUCAAUUGAUCAAUGAAAUUCUCUACUUAGCACCAGAAUCACAAUUUAGUGAAACGAACUGCUAGUCAUCUAUUGUGUUUAGGUUGUAGCCUAGGUUGUUGCCACUUCUAACUAGCGAUAGCUGUACCUAGGUAAAAGUCAAAUUGUUGUUUAAUUGAUGACAAAAUUUUUCUAUUCAAAUUUUCUCUGUGCAUUUAGGAGGUGGUCUGAUUAUGCCUUUAUUGAUCUAAUCACUCAUUUGCAGACUUUUAACUUUCAUAUUAGCUACAUAAAAGUUGCCUCAUUUUCUCAUUGACUUCUUUACAGUCUGACGUCUUUUUGCCACAUAUGGAGUCGCUCUCUGCUGGCCAGUUAAGAACACAGUUUUAAAGCAGUUGUUGAAACAGAAGGUUUUGCCCUUUUCAUGUGUACACUUAAUUCUCGUACCUAUUGUUGACUUGCAGUUUUAAAGGUGUGGUCAUUUCAGGCUGAAACAUUUGCUUUUGUUUUUGACCAAAUGUGUUUGUUUCUCAGGAUUUAGGAAAAGGGCUGAGAACUGUCCUUCGUUUGUGGACUUAUAUGAAGAUAUCUCUAUAAAACUUGGCAUGAAUUUAAUUAAAAAGUUGGUUUGAGAGGAAGUUUAAAGGAUGUUAAAGAUAUAUCCUGGUCUAUUGUGUCGUCUGUUUUGUUCUCAGUGAACUCUGUCUUAUUCACCCCUCAACCAGAGAGAGAGGGAGAGAGGCAGAGAGAGACAUGUGGAUUCCUGUGUGUUGCAGUAAGAGAGAGAGAGGACUUGGAGGAAGGCAUGUGGAUUCCUGUGUGUUUUUGUGAGCAAGGGACAUGGACUCAGACGGGGAGAGAGAGAGCAAGAAAGAGUGAGCUCUGGGUUGCGUUGAAUGUCAGGAAUGUUGAGGCUUUUGGCUCCAGUUCAUUCUGACGGAGGGAGGAGGGACAGAGUGAGCGGAAAAGGAGGAUUGAGGGAGGAGAUAAGGAAGUUGACAGAGAUAAAGAAGAGAAGGACAAAGGAAAGGAAGCAAACUGGCAAAUUAAGAAAUAAAGUUUAUUCUACUAUCCAAGCUGUACCAAGCCACUCAUUUCACUUUAAACAUUUAGUUUUUGUGCCUAUUGUUGCUUCCAUUCUUUAAACUUUAAGGUUGCAGAGGAAAAGCAUGCCCCCUUCUCUAAUCUGAUCAGAUUUAUCCUCAUUACAAAACCAGUCCUCCAGUGGUGCAAGACAGGAUGCAUUCUGGGAGAUGAUGUCAUGCAGAGCAAUCAUGUUGCAGCCACAGACUGUAUAUACUAUGGACAACUUGGUUCCACCUACCGCCUGUAUACGGAUUUGAAGCCAAAAAGCUCUCGGUAUUUCCGGGAUUUUUCUUCAUUUUCUGAAACCAGCGCAAUAGCAAUGCACGCAUUCGGCAGUCGCAGAGAGUCACUGUGAUGACGCUCGGCUCAAACAGCGUAUACCCCAGGAGAGCUACGUAAUCCCUGAAUGCCUAUAGGCUGUAUCAGGUGUCAAUCAUAGAAAACAUGAACCCCCUAAUAACUUUUAAAAACGGAGCUUAUUUCGCUUUAUUCUAGUUGUAGAAGUCCUGCAAACAUUGUGUUUGCUGGUAGUCUGGUGGCAUCUACAGUAGCACCAAUGCUUUUUACUUUCACAUCGACUGGGCCCCAUUUGUAAUUAUCUGAAGUAUUUAUCUGCAUUAUAUCUGAAUUUAAUUGAAACAAUACAAGCGAGCAGGAAAAAAGUAAGCUGCCUUUUUUAGGGGUCCAGAUCAUUUAACUUUCAAGAGUCAAAUUUAGGAGUCGGGCCAUGUCACAAUUGUGCAUAUUAGCUAUCUAGUGUGUCACUCAGAGGCUAUGAAAUGGAUUGCUUUUUCAUCAAAUACUGUAAUCAAGAAGAUGGAUUGAAAAAAAACAAACCAGACAAAAUUUAACAUGGAGAGACUCUAGAAAAUGCAUGCAUCCUUCUAUCUGUCCUAGUUAUAAGGUAAAACGGAAUGUAAGCACUGUGUAUAAGGACCAUAAUACAAAACCCAAUUCCAUUGAAGUUGGGAAAUUGUGAUAAACGUAAAUAAAAACAGAAAACAAUGAUUUCCAAAUCCCUUUAACCUAUAUUCAAUUGAAUAAUAAUAAUAAUAAUAAUUAAUAAUUCAAUACACUACAAAGACAAGAUAUUUAAUGUUCAAACUCAUAAACUUUAUUUUUUUUUUUGCAAAUAGUAAUUAACUCAGAAUUUAAUGGCUGCAACACAUGUCAAAGUAGUUGGGACAGGGGCAUGUUUACCACUGUGUUACAUCACCUUUCCUUUUAACAACACUCAAUAAACAUUUGAGAACUGCGGAGACUGAUUGUUGAAGCUUUGAAGGUGGAAUUCUUUCCCAUUCUUGCUUGAUGUACAGCUUCAGUUGUUCAACAGUCCGAGGUCUCCGUUGUCGUAUUUCACGCUUCAUAAUGCGCCACACAUUUUCAAUGGGAGACAGGUCUGGACUGCAGGCAGGCCAGUCGAGUACCUGCACUCUUUUACUACGAAGCCACACUGUUGUAACAUGUACAGAAUGUGGCUUGACAUUAUCUUGUUGAAAUAAGCAGGGGCGUCCAUGAAAAGGACGUUGCUUGGAUGGCAGCAUAUGUUGUUUCAAAACCUGUAUGUACCUUUCAGCAUUAAUGUUGCCUUCACAGAUGUGUAAGUUACCCAUGCCUUGAGCACCAAUGCACCCCCAUACCAUCACAGAUGCUGGCUUCUGAAAUUUGCGUCGAUAACAGUCCAGAUGGUUCUUUUCUUCUUCGGCCUGGAGGACACGAGUCGUGUCACACGACCUCCACUAUUUCCAAAAACAAUUUGAAAUGUGGACUCGUCAGCCCACAGUACACUUUUCCACUUUGCAUCAGUCCAUCAGUUGCAUCAGUUUAUGAGUUUGAACAUUAAAUAUCUUCUUUGUAGUGUAUUAAAUUGCAUAUAGGUUGAAAGGGAUUGGCAAAUCCUUGUAUUCUGUUUUAUUUACGUUUAUCACAAUUUCCCAACUUCAAUUGAAUUGGGUUUUGUAGCUGCACUACAAAUUUUAUAUUUUGGGAUGACAAACUUAAGGCCACAAAAUGUUGAAUGUUUUUCUUUUUGUUGUAAAAGUUUACCAACCUUGUCUGGUUAUCUUUGUUGGCUGUUUAUGUUACAGAUGGAUGAUAAAAUUCAUUAGAAAAUGUGCUUUUUUGGCCUUGAGUUUUGAUAAAAAGGUUUUCAGUUUUUACUGCAAAACCAAAUUUGUUCCGAAUAUUGGUUACUGGCCUCAUGAGUCAGUGUAGCCAGGAUUAUUACGAAUUUAAAUCACCACUGAUUAAAUUUUGAAUAAAGGCUGUAAGUGAUAAAGGUGCAACCAAGCAGCCUUUUUUCUUUUUUAUGAUCAGUUUGCUCUUUAGUAAACUGUGUGAUAGUAUAAGGACACUAAAUGUGGAAACUUGCAGAAUAACGUCAGUUUAGUGUCUAGUAUCUAGUGUCUCUCGUGGAUUUCUGGUGUAAAACACCUAGAUAGUCCAAAUUUAUGUUUGAAAAUAUUCCCAAACCACAGGCUUUGAGUCUCUAGCAAAUCUCCUGCAGCUUUUGGCAGUUUUAUUAUUCAGAACAGAGGACGUGCUGCAGUAAUGUAAAAACUAGGGUCAGUAUAAUUUCCAGUCGAGCUGAAAAGAAAAGAAAGUAAAAAUACUCAGUAACUCUGACAGGAAACAGUUUGUAAUGAGGUGAGAUUUGUCUGUUGCAUAAACAGUUAGUGGGUGUUUGUCUUGUGGAUGUACCGCUCUUAGGUUGAGAGAAAUGAAAGUCUGACUGUUUUAAAAGACCUUAGCUGUCUUUUCUUCCCCCCUCUCUCCUUCAGCCUCUCUUGAUCACUUUUACUGUUUCUGUUUUCUCCCCCUCUCUGGUCAUGUGAUUUUUCUGUAGAGAUGAGCAACAGUGCAGGAAUCUGAGCUGCAGCCAACACAUUACAUAAAACCCUCUCUCCCUCCUGAUGGUUGCCAGAAAAUAAAAAGUAAACCAUUCGGUUCUCAGCUGAAGUGAAUGAACUCACUUCCUGAAGGCAGAGCAGAGGUUCAGGCCAGAAACAGACAGAAAACAGACAGGUUGUUUGGGAAACUGACUGUUUUAUUAAAGAAUUGAAAGAGUUUUUACUUUUUUUGUGGUCAGGUUGUUCCCAGCUGUGAGGAUCUCUGCAGAACAGUCUGUGUCUGAAACAAGAGCAGCUCUGAGUGAACCUGACUGUAACCAUUAAGCUAACCUCGCUAGCUGCAUCUUUAACCUGAAAAUGCAACAGUAUGUCCUGAUAUAAUACUCUGUAAUAACUAGGCCUACUUCAGUAAAAAGAAAUAAUGCUAUUUUAUAACUAACUCUUAUUCUCUUCAUUUAAAUGUUACUUUAUUGUUUGUGUCCUGACAAGGUGUUUAGGAUUAGGUAGAGCUUCAUUCUAGGUUACAAAUGUAGCCUGACUCCUCUGGUGUCCCUUCUCUCCCUUCAAUCCUCUCCUAUCCCAGCUGUAUGAGGAACUUUGGGCAUGGCAGGCCUCAAAAAGGUUCAGGUUUGAGCAUGCUCAAAGCUGUUUGCAGUUUUAAUCUGAUUUUUAUCUUCCUGAGAGUGUGUGCUGUUCUACGUCCGGGACUCUCUGGUGUGCCCUCUAGAGGUAUCUUCCGGAAGCACAUGCAGUUCACGACCAACCUCUAUGAUAAAGCUGUGUGUGCACUAACAAGAGCAAGUUUAUCUCUGGCCUAAGCUGAAAGGUGACGGUGACCUCAUGUCACUGCAGUGAAUCACAGGUGUGCACCAGGAGCUUUGAUAUCACUGUUAAAUUUCAGUGAAUGUUUAACCAGAGAGGGAAGCCAAACCCUGUUAUUAAGCUGUGUAGGACUCUAAUUUCUCUUCCGUCUAUUGUUGUCCUCUCAGACUUUCCUCGCUCUCAUUCCUCAGCUAUCAAGUCUCAACCCUACCCCUCCCCCUCCUGUUUUUGUAUUUCAUCUGUCCUUUCUCUCCCUUUCCUCCCUCUUCAUCCUAAGUCUGCCUCACCCUGCUGUCUCUCUUCAGACUGCGUUCAGGUCAUCUCCUCUUCCCUUUGCAUUUCUCUCUCUCUCUCUCUCUCUCUCUCUCUCUCUUUUCCUCCUCAUCCAGCUGUAUCCUCCUCAGAGUUGAUUGUUGGUUGUUUGGAAACAGAAGUGAGCAUCUAAAAUACCUCUCUAGUGUGUGUCUUUGUGAGUGUGUGUGUUAGUGUUGCGUAACCUCUUCCAGCAGGCUGAUGUUUGUUUCCAGUAUUUAUAAACUGCUGUGCUUUACCAGCGCUGACAUUGUGAAAUCGCACACUCACAGUAAAAGCAGUUCAAAGAAUGAUUCGCACUCAUCUGCCCUGAUGUUAGUGUGUAAAACUGAGACUGUUCACCUUCUGCAGUAAAGAAAUGAAACCUGGAUUUGUGUGGAGAUGGCUUCAGUGAUGCUGAGAAAUACUGUGUUAAGUGUGUUUACAUGGACUUGGGUGUACUGGUAAGGAGCUUUAUCCUGGUUAGAAGCCUGGUUAAUUGUAACCAUGUGUUCAUGUUAAAUAUAAAUAUCCCUUUAUAACUUCAUACAGCUUUAUAAAUGCCAUUCCCAUUCAAGUCUUUGUUUUUUCUUUCAAAAAUUGAGUCAUGAACUUGUUAUUGUGAUACUCUCAGUAUUGUGAAUUUGGCUCAGGCAGACUUGUGCAGGAGUCUGCAGCUGGCAGAAAUUGAGAUAAGUCAUAUAAGAUAAGAAGAACUUUAUUAAUCCUCAAAGGCAGGGUUUUUCCUGGCUCAAAUUGAGGCAGAGGUGGCACCAUCCUGACCAUGCGCCAUGACGUGCAUAUAUUUGUAAAUUCAACUGUCUCACUUUCUUUUACAGGCAACAUACUUUAAGUUAAGAGUUCAAAAAAGAGUGUGACCAUUAUCAUGUUAAAGCAUUCAUUUAUUAAAACUAUAUACAUACACAAAUCAGCUGGCAACUUUAAAUUGAAAGUACACUUCAUCCACACAUCUCGCAACCAGACAGAACAUUUCAGCCUCCUCUUUUUCAUUCUGUAGAACCUCCUCAUGCACUCCUUGUAGUCCAAGGCCUCCUGGUCUGGUCCAUCAACAGCCACCUUACAACAGACAUCCAAGUGCCUCUCCUUCAGUCUGUUCCACAGAGGUGUCUUCACCUUAAACAAAACAAUUCAUCAUGCAUUAAGUAUUUUUGUUUUAUUCUGAUACAGACAUGAAGAGUGAUAGUGUUUUCAAUCAUAUAUUAUAUAUAUGUAUACGCUGCAGUGUCCUCCCUAAAAAAAAAAAACGACAACUAAUUAUUUCUUAAACUAUCUAAACUAUGUUCUUUUAGUUUUAUUUAUUUUUUAUUAAUUAUUAGUUAUUAUUUAUUAGUUGAGUUUUUUUAGGUACUACCAUCUUUAAUAUAUUUCUCCUUCUCUUCUGCUGCUUUGUGAACGGCUAUCACCUCAUGUCUUUUUAAUGUGUCCAGCCUGUAGUUGGUUGAUGGCUGUCUCACUAAGGAGGCAGCAAUUGCCUGCUGUGUUACAGUGCUUUUGGCAUAAAUAGCAGUGCAUGCCUUCCUCAGUAUGCCUGAGCCAGGUAAAUUGAUUGAGCCAUUGCUUGUCAAAGCCACUGGCUCUGUGUUUUUGAGAAAAUCUGGAAAGAGGAAUAAAAACCACGUACACGUUGGCUUUGCGUUGUUAUGCUCCUAAUUGGAAACUAAUUAAUUAAUUACCCUCGCCUCGCCGACUCGUCCUGUCCUGCAUUCUGACCCUCGCGAUCACCAGUCCCUUGUGAAGUACUUUCAGACCUGACACAAAUUUCCACGUUGUCACCACUAUGAAUUAUAGCAUUUUAACUGCCUAUUACGUUUUUCUCUGCUGUGUUUCACCUGGACUCUUGACUUUCCUCCUUGCGAGGUCGCUUUUUAAAGUACUGGCUGAUUUUGCCUGUCAUAUCUGCAACGCUAAAAAACGGAGGAAACUUUUUUUUUAAAUAAACACGUCAUGCUUGGAUGCAAAAAAGACAAGCAGUAUUUACCUGUUUGUACCAUCCGCCAGGGAAAAUCAGGACGCCGACAGCACCAACUAGCGGGAAAAAAACUUGAAAAAACAUGAUUCGAUCCGUUUCUUCUUCGGUAGAGGCUUCAGGUCUUUCCGGUGCACUGCUGUUGAUAUAGCGCCUCUAUAGUGGCGCAACGCUGCAACUGCAGUUAAAAUACGUUGCUGCAGCAGAGGGACAUCAUACACUCAAUCAACACAGCUGGAGCUUUACGCUGUGUUGAGCGAAAUCAAUCGCUCUGGCCGGGGGCGGCACAAAAUUAGGUGGAGGCGGCCGCCACGCAAUUUUGAACGCAGGAAAAACCCUGCUCAAAGGGAAAUUCAAUUGUCUGUUGUCUCACAUAAUAUGUCUCUAAAAGUUAUCUAUUAUUUACACAAGAAUUAUAAAGCCUGAUGGCUGUUGGUACAAAAGAUCUUCUGAAUCUUUCUGUCCUGCAGCGAAGAGAGAGGAGCCGUCCACCACCAUUGACCCUUUGGUCCAUUAAGGUGUUGUAAAGUGGGUGAUCCAUGUUCUUUAGAAUAUUCUUCACCUUCCUCAGUGUAGAUCUCUCCACUACAUCCUCCAUAUAUAGAUACAUAUAGAUGCCACAGUAUCUUGUUUUCUUUCAGAGCUGUCUGAGGCGCAAAACAGGGUUGUGUUUCCAUACACAAGUACAGAAAUAGGCUAUUUUUUCAGUUUUCUGACUUCUUCCUUCUCUCUUUCAGAGAUGUAGCGUGUUUGUUGGUGAGAUUGUGGGACCAUCAUGCACCUCUUCCUGCUGCUGAUCCUUCAAGCCACAGCAGCCUUUGGACAGAUUGACCCUGGUAUGUCACUAAAAUCAUCAGACACUCAUAUACACUCCAUUUUUGUACUACAGAAUCUGCGCCCACCUAAAUUGACACAAAACAUUCCCAUAACUUGGUCACACUGAUCACCGUAAAUCAUUUGGAGCAGAGUUGCAUAAAUGUCCAUGUUUAUGGUAAAUCAAUGGUCCCUAUAACGUCAGAAUAACUAGGUCAUACAAACACAAUUAGCACGUGUUUGUACUUGUGUUUCUGUGAUGACCCACUAUGACAUAACAAAUUAUAUAAAUCAAUUAAAAAUUCAAUGACUCAAGACAAUGAGGGCUUACACAAGGUCCUCACUUUUUCACUGCCCAUUAAUGGUCCCUACCAAAUCUGAAAUACAAGAUCACACACACACACACACACACACACACACACACACACACACACACACACACACACACACACACACACACACACACACACACACACACACAUUCAUGCGUAUAAACGACGCAGUAAAAAAGAUUUUUUUUGUGGUUGAUGAGAUAAUCCAACAUGUGUUUGUGUCCUCACAGCACACUGCCGCUAUGCCUUGGGCAUGGAAGAUGGCCGCAUCAAAAAUGAUGACAUCACAGCAUCCAGCCAAUGGUACGAGACCACAGGACCACAGUAUGCCAGGUCAGUGUGGCUCAAAGAGUUUCCUUUAUUAAGCACCAACCAUAGCUGACUUGGCUAUGUAUUGUCUCUUAACUCUUUAUAUUUAUUUAUACCCAAAGAACUAAACUUUAUCAAAAGUGGAAAACUAUUGUAUACGUUGUUUAAGCACAAAGUGUUGAAUUAUUUAGGCCGGUUUGAUGUUAAAAUGUGACGCGGAUGAAUAUUCUAAAAUCAUCUUGGUUAAAAAAAUAUUUUUGAAGCCAAAUUCAAUCAAACAAAGCAGAACUUCGAAGUUCAGCAUAAUUUUAAAAGUAGUCAACUACAUUGACUGUAAUGUUAGACUGAAUGCCGGUGGAGCUCUGACUUCUGUAAUGAACUGUUUAUUCCCUGCAAUGUCUAUGAAAGGAACAGGAAAUUGAGUGUAGUCAGUAGCUAAAAAGGCUCAGCUUAUAAAUGUAUAAACUGUCCCAGGAUCUGCAGACACUCCUUAUGUUUAAUGUGCAUUUAUUAACCCUGUGUUUGCAGGUUGAACCGUGAGGAGGGAGAUGGUGCCUGGUGUCCUGAGGGACAGCUGGAGCCGUCAGACAGUCAAUAUCUGCAGGUUUGGGUCUUGUCUUCAAGCAUACUCAUGCACCAGUAUGUAUUUAUGCACCAGUGUGAAUUUUUGGUAUCUACAGGACCAGAAUACAAGUUGCUGAGAAGGAAGAUGUCCUCAAAGUUUUUUUGCUUAUUGGGGCCUUCAUGCUUGUCAUAUUUCUGCAAAUUGUUGAUACUGUUUAGAAGAUUUUAUGCACCACAUGCAUUUCUAAGCUCUUAAGAGACACACUGGUACUGUUCUUCAAAACUGAUAACACAUCAUUCCUCAUUUCACAGAAAUCUAAGAGCAGUCAAAUGAAUCCAACACACACCCUGAGGGUCCUUGCUGUUUUAAAUGAUCUAAUAGAGACCUGCUUAUGUGUUAAAGGUGGACCUGGGCAGGCUGACUUUCCUGACUGUGGUCGGGACUCAGGGACGAUACGCCAGGAACUCUGGGAAUGAGUUUGCUCGAGCUUACCGCCUCAACUAUAGCAGAGACGGCCUGCUGUGGAAGUCCUGGAAGAACCGGCUGGGAAACACGGUGAGCGUAGACAGAGACAGAGUCCAGUGGGUGGGGUGGGAGUGGAGGGGGGGCUGCUGGACCUGAAUGAAAACAUGAAACAGGAAGUUAGAAAAAAGAGCAGAAAAUCUGGAGCGGAAACAUGUGAUAGAGUGAUAGAGCACAGCGAUAGAGGGAAGAAUGGGAGCUGCUUCUGGUCAUUCAUAGUCACAUUAGAGGAAAUGAUAGACACACCAGCUUCCUGUUUGACCUUCGAGGUCCUCAGCAGCUACUGUGUUACCAUAUGGACAGCCUUAUGUUAAUGCAUUUAUUAAACUUUAAUGAAAGAUUAUACAUUAUGAAAGAUGUGGUAGGUAUUAUUCUGAAACUACAAAAUACUUUUUCUUCAGGACUUUAACUUUAUUGGUUUUUGUUGUUUAGACGCUUUUUCAGGUGAAGUCACAUCAGAAACUGAAGCCAACCUUCAGGAUUAUUGACGCUCUCGUCAUUUCAUGUGUUAAUAUUUGUUUCCAGGUGAUGGAGGGCAACAAAAAUGCCUAUGCCUCGGUCAUCAAUGACCUCCACCCCCCGAUCAUCACCCGUUAUGUCCGACUGAUCCCAGUCACCGUGCUGUCGACCACCGUGUGCAUGCGAGUGGAGCUGUACGGCUGUCCGUGGGAGGGUACGCCACAUAAACACACACUCUCACUGCUCAUGUAUUGCUGAUGUUAGAGGGCAUUGAUGAGGUGGAUAAGGACUCUGAAGAGCUCUUCUCAGAAAUGUUUACUCCUCCUCAGAGACAAGUAAACUCUUCAGAGACCUCAUCUGUAAACAUCAAACCAAGCAGGGAAUUCAGAUCUCUGAUCAGCGAAACAACUUUUUACUCCAAAAGUUUGUUUGUUUGCAAAAAACAUCACAUCAAAUAAACACGGAGUGAAAUCCUCAUUUCAUUAUUUAAUACUCAAAUUUGCCUUAUCUUUCCAAGCUUUCUCUCUCAUCUAUUUUCUCUCCUCCCUGCAGAUGGUCUGAUCUCAUACAGCACUCCUGAGGGUCAGCUCAUGAUGCCGCCCGGGUAUCCCAUCGCCAGCCUCAAUGACUCCACCUACGAUGGUGCUCAUGAGAGGAGGCGAGUGACCCAUGAUAACCACACCCCAUAUCACUGUUUUCUGUUUUCUCCCCCACUCUUUAUGACUGACAGCUGUCUCUUCCAAUAGGAAGCUGUUUGGCGGGAUGGGCCAGCUGACAGAUGGUGUGAUCGGUCUGGACGACUUCCUGCUGACUCGCCAGUACCACGUGUGGCCCGGUUACGACUACCUGGGCUGGAGGAACGACUCACUGGGGACCCAGGAAUUUGUGGAGAUGGAGUUUGUGUUUGACAAGCCGAGGAACUUCACCUCCAUGAAGGUUUUAGAUUCUGCUUAUUUGACCUGAUCACAGAUCUCAUCAUCUGCUUCAGAGACUCUAGAAACAGGCUUCAGCUAUUCUGAGGCCAGACCGAUUAUCAGACAAUGAUUACACGGGACAAAACACAAGUGUAACUUUUUCACUUUCAUAAGCCUUUAUCAGUGCUUUUAUCUGGUUUUAACGCACUAAGGGCCUAAUCUACUAAAAGUUUGGCUGUAUAAAAACACAUGCAAACUUGAUAGCGUGCACCAAGCUUAUCUACUAACCGAGGAUCAGAGGAUUGUGUCUGUCAAAUGAGCAAAAGAACACGUGCAAUCGAUUGAGAAUGUUUGCCUUCAUGAAUAUGUAGAAUGUAUGUAGAUCACCAGAAUGUGCAAAAUACUGGGAGGAGGAAAUGCAGAUGUAAUAAUUUAGCUCUCACAAAGUGAUUUAUCAAACCUGGAAACCGAUUGCGGUGACUGUUUAGUGUCUACAUUUAGCAUGUUGGAAAGGUAUGUGCAAACUGGCACAGCGUAAUGCAUAAAUGGCCGUCGUCAUUGUGGGGAGAAGCAGGCAAAAGUACAAUGAUAGACGACGGAGAGACAGAGUCUUCUGUGCGCGUGUUGACAUAUUCGGACUGUCAGAAAUAAAAAAUAGUAGCGUAAAAGUAAUAGUAAUGCCAUUUUUUUAAGCUACUGGGUGACCUAAGAGCUGAAUUGGAGCCAGUCACAAAAAUUAUCCAUGUCAUGUCUCCUACUGAAAAACCACUUGUAACACUGCGUUUUCCUGUGUCCGGAUCAUUCAGCGCACCAUCGCAGUUAGUGCAUCUCCCAGAGUGCUUUUUCUGGUGUGCUGUCCCAAGUGUUGAAUGACAGGAUGAGCAAGUAUGUCCAGUUUCCACAGGACAAAGUAAAUGACACAAAACUUGGAAGGUCUUGGGGUCCUGUCGAGUCUUGGAGACACAGGCUGAGUGCUGCGGAGCUGCGGGUCUAAAAGCUUGUGAUUUAUUUUGUUUUUUUCUGGUAAAUUACAGUUUUUAUAAAUAAUUAGGUCAAACACGAAUGUCUUAUUGAUUUCUCAUUUUUCAUUUUAAAAAUAUUUUCUUAUAUUCUUUCUAUAUUUUAUCUAUUUUUUAUCUAUUUUCUUUAUCUGUAAAGCACUUUGAAUCGCCUUGUGUAUAAAUGGUGCUAUACAAAUAAACUUGCCUUUUAUGUGGCUGCUGGAUUUUACAAACUCUGGUAGCUUGUAGCAUGUGCAAAAUCCUCAUUUAAAGAGGGCGAUCUGCACCACUUUAGCACCUGUUAUCAAUUGCGCAUGCAAUGAUUGUAGAUCACCCGCAACACCCCCACAAAUAGCAUGUGCAAUCUUUUAGUUUGCACAGGCAAUUUAGUGCUCCUUGUUUGGGGUAUUGGUAGAUCAGGCCCUAAAACCGAAUAUUCUAGAAAAACAGAGUCAUGAUGGAAGGAUAUCAUCAUCUGCACAGGUAAUGAAUGGUACAGGUGCAUAGCUGCCUGUAGAUUAAGAUUUAUGAAAUAAAUAAGAAAAUGGACAAAAUAAAUAGUCAAAAAUAAGGAGAAAGACAAAACAGCAAAAAACUAUUUUAUCUUUUCUUUAAAACGUUGCACUCAGUCACGGUUAUGUAUAUCUUUAAAAUAUUGAAAUAUUUGGCGGUAAAAACUGCAACAACUGUGUUGGCUCCAACUAAGUCAUAAAUCUGCAAUCUAGAAAGCAGUCUGUUCAUGGGAAAAGGUUUGGUCCGUCUCUCUGCAUUAUGCUUUCCUAAGUGUUCAGCAAAGUUCACAACCUCCAGUUCUUGUGCAGCUGUGUAGCUCUUUCUGAUAUUGUCUGUGUGUAUCAUAGUUGUUUAGCUCAGCUAGCUCAGAUUAAUCUCCAUCAUCUCAUGUUCACUUAAGAUCUUUGUAUAAUUAAACACUGUCUGUCUUCUGUUUUCCCUCCAGGUUCACAGUAACAACAUGUUUUCUCGUGGCGUGAAGAUCUUCUCUUCUGUGUCCUGUUGGUUUAAGCCCCGCCUCAUCGCAGGCUGGGAGGUGGAGCCAGUGUCGUUUAAGACAGUUCUGGAUGACAGAAACCCGAGCGCCCGCUACGUCACUGUCCCCCUGAACCGCCGCACAGCCAAAUCCCUCCGCUGCAGGUUUUACUUCGCAGACAUCUGGAUGAUGUUCAGUGAAAUCUCCUUCCAGUCAGGUAACACACGCACUCACGCACGCACACACGCACGCACGCACGCACGCACUUAUUCCUUGACAAAAUAUUUAAAAAGUGGCAUUUUUUUGCCCCUCAGAGGACACUGUACUCCCAACCCAGAUGACCUUUUUAGUGACUUCCUCUCCAGCCAACAAGGAUAGUACUGUGCCAACCACAUCAAAGUCAGGUAUGACCUUUGACCUCUGCUGUUCUGCCCCUUACACUGAUAUUUGAAUUAUAACAAAGACAGACUCUUGGACUGUUCUGCUCAUCUGUUCUCUGCAGCAGCUGAUCCUUCUGCCAGUGACCCUCCAGACGAUGCAAACACGCCCAUUCUGAUUGGCUGCUUGGUGACCAUCAUCCUGCUGCUGGUCAUCAUCAUCUUCCUCAUCCUCUGGUGUCAGUACGUCUGUAAGGUGCUAGAGAAGGUGAGCAGAUAUUGAUGAGAGGUCCAGGUGUAUAAUGACACAUGAAGUUCAGAUCUUUGUCGAGAAUCAAAGAGCAGAUGGGUUAUUGAUGUGUCUCCUCUUCCUCUCUCAGGCACCACGGAGGAUCCUUGAUGAGGAGGUGACAGUCCGGCUCUCGUCCUGCAGCGACACCAUCAUCCUCCAGACACCCCCUGUGCCCCCCCGCUCAGGCCAUGCACCUUCAGGUACAAAUGACCCCAUUCUCAUUUGCAUUCAGGGUUCAGUUUCCAUCCUUGAAGUAUAAAUGUCUCUGAGACAUGCUGGUGGGAUUAGUCCUGUCUGUCUCCACUCUGUGCAGGACCCAGGGUCUAAACUUAGUCCUGGGGUGGAAGAUCUAAUACAGACAUCCAAACACAGAUCCUUCAGGCCUCUGUGGACCUUAUUUGUUGAAUUCAUUGACACACUUUCUUCCCCUUAGGCCCUGCAAACACGGACCCUCACUAUGAGCGAGUUUUCCUCCUGGACCCUCAGUACCAGAACCCAGCAGUACUACGAAACAAGCUGCCGGAGCUCUCACAGAGCGCAGAGGCAUCAGGUAAACACACAAGAGACCUUUAUUCAAACCUUUGGUAGAGUCAGAGGUGAGAGCCAAACAAACUAUGAGGGCAAAGUGAGCAGAUAUUAGCUCUUCUCUCUGUGUUCCUCCUCAUGUUAGUGUUCAGUAAGGCAGUUGUGGAGGUUUGACCUGCGGAAAGUCUGAGUGGAGAUAAAUCUGACUCAGUGAUGCCUCCAAAUUUCAUCCUCCAUAACAUGUUCAAACACGAGGGAGCUGACACAGUCGAGGCCUGUAGUUAAAUGAGUUCAGCUACUGCAAUCUGCCCUCUGCUGGCAGAUCUGUGACUCCUGUCCUCCUCCAGGACGCCUUUCUGCUUUAAACUUUCUUUUCUCUUAUAAGCACAGUGCACAAACUCUGUAUACUUCUUUUCUCUCUUUUCAGUCCUCAGUAUUUUCUGGUCGAUGCCUAAAAAUUGGACGUGCAUGCUCGUACAUUCUGCAGCUUCUCUCUCUCUUUUACUUCCCAGCCCUCUCUGUUUCUGUCUCCGUCCACCUCCUCCUCCUUUUCAUCCUCCAGCUCUCCUCCUCGGUAAUCCUCUCUAUGACCUCCUUCUGCUGACUUCCUGUCACAUGACGUCUGGCUGGCUGCGUGGUAAGAGCUAAAAGGUGUGACUCCAGACAUUUAAACAUUCAUCAGACAGGAUGCAGAAAAUAAAGUAUGCAUUUUUUAUUGGCUUCUUAACCUGCUAAUCCUUUUUAUUUUUCCUGAAGUGCAAAAACUGUGAGUUAUUAAAAAAUAUUGUAUACUAUGAAAAUCACUACUAUUCACUAUUACUUCAACAUAACACAAAAAUAAAAUUACAGAGACGCAUUUGACUCAAUUUUUCACCCUGACUUUAAGCACUAGACCAACUUUCUCUCAUCAGAUUACUCCUCAAUCAUUUGUCUUGCUAAGCUGUUUGAGUUGUUCCUCUGGAUAUGCAUGGACUAAAAUUUGGGGGUGAAGCCUCUUAACAAACCUCUGCAUUAAACCUCUGCCCCCAAAUAUCAACAAACUUUCUCCAAACUUUGAAAACCCCCUCUACAACAAGAAACCACAAAAAGAGCUAAAACAAAGGAAACAACCCUUAACUGUUCUCCCCCUAAUAGCGUGUGGAGGAGGCUACGCAGAGCCCGACAUCACCCAGUGCACCCCACACCAGUGUUUCCAUAGCAACGCACCACACUAUGCUGAGACGGACAUUGUGCGGCUGCAGGGCGUCACUGGAAGCAACAUGUACGCCGUCCCUGCCCUCACUGUGGACUCCCUCACCAGGAAAGACAUCUCUGCUGCUGAGUUUCCACGGCAACAGCUGAUCUUCAGGGAGAAGCUGGGGGAGGGGCAGUUUGGAGAGGUGAGCAAGGGAGGGGGUGGGACCAAAAGAGAAAACCACCAAAAUUGCAGAAAGUUAAAGUUUUGUUGGAAAGUGUCAGAAAGUCUUUGACUUCAGAGGAUUUCAGGUCUUACCUGCUUGUCUCUUUCAGGUCCACCUGUGUGAGGCUGAAGGACUCCCAGAAUUCCUUGGGGAGGGUUCGCCUCUUCCUGACAGAGACGAUCAUUCAGUGCUGGUGGCUGUUAAACAGCUGCGGGCCGAUGCUACCAGCCAAGCCAGGUACAGACUGUGGACAGGAACUUUGAUAGAGAAGGUUUUAGAUAAACAAAGUGAGAAGGUGGAUCAAAAUCAAAGGUCGAUCAAAUCAAACACAAAUGUUAUUCUCUGUCUUGCCUCCGCUCAGAAACGACUUCCUGAAGGAAAUAAAGAUCAUGUCUCGUCUGAACGACCCAAACAUCAUCCGACUGCUGUGUGUGUGCGUGUCGUCAGACCCGCUCUGCAUGGUGACUGAGUACAUGGAGAAUGGUGACCUCAACAUGUUCCUGUCACAGCGGGAGAUCGAGAGCACCCUGACACACGCCAACAACAUCCCCUCAGUCAGGUUAAUUCAACGUACUCGCCGUUUCUACAGUUUAGACCUGCUAACAUGCUCAAUCAUGAUGAAUGUUCAAAGAAACCCUGGAAGUUAUGAUCUCUGUUUUUCCCUCCUCCAGCCUCUCGGACCUCCUCCACAUGUCGGUGCAGAUCUCAUCAGGGAUGAAGUACCUGGCUUCUCUGAACUUUGUGCACCGUGACCUUGCUACCAGGAACUGCUUGCUGGACCGCCGCCUCACCAUCAAGAUAGCAGACUUUGGGAUGAGCAGGAAUCUGUACAGCAGUGACUACUACCGCAUCCAAGGCCGGGCGGUUCUGCCCAUACGGUGGAUGGCCUGGGAGAGCAUCCUGCUGGUGAGGACUGGGACAAGUUAACAUUAGACAUGACUGACUUUAGCUGCUCUUCAUUUGAUUCAUUUAUUUGACUCAAUUAUUUAUGUGCAUAGUGACCGUAAGUCUACAUUUGUCUUGUAAUAUAUUCAUGACCUGCACACUUGGUCUCAUCACAAGUAUCCCAGUGCAAAGUCGGUUUAGGAUUCAUAAUCUGACUUUUAUAGCGGAUUGUCAUUGCUUUGUCUUAUGAUUUUUUUAUGUUAAAGUUUCAGUAGAUUUGAUUUUUGAUGCAGAAUUUUACAGUGUGGGUGCCUCAAGACGUAACAAGAGCCAAAGGUGCCCUUUAAACAAUCCAAUCACAUGCUGAAUCAGGGAUAUGUCUGACCAGAUGUUGCUAGUUAAGCGGCACACAAACUGCUAAAUAAGGCACAGGGUGCAAAGAGGUUGGAUUAGGUCCCUUGAUUAGUCAAAGAUGUUUUGUAGGCGUGACAGAAAUCAAACCAAUCAGUGUGUCUGGUCCCAAUCCCUUUAGGGGUCAGAUGUGUUUCCAAUCAGUUCCAUUAACAUGGCAGGUUUAAGCACACACAGUUUGCAGUUCAGGUUAUGUGAUGAAUGUUUAAGAAUAGGCCAAAUAAGCACCCCUUUGAGAUGUGUUACUUCGUGUGUGAGAGUAAGUAAAUGUUCCUGCAUGUAAAUAAGAGCGUGCACAUCACAGAGAGGGCACAUCAUGAAGAGCUUGGUAACAUCUCAGGCCACAGUUUCUGGACUGUGCAGGUUUGUGAGGAGACAGCGAUAAGGGUGUCUUUGUCUUCUGGAUCAGCCCCAUAUAUCUGCAGCAGUCAUGAUGUAUGUAGACAGGAAAUGAUGCUUUAGACUUAAAAAACUCUGUCCAAGAAUGAAGAAAAAAACUGUAAAUUAUUAAUGAUUUCAGCAGAUAUUCUCAAAGAUUAAAACCUUGAGAAGCUCAUAUAUAUCAUCAUAAUGUUUAAAAUAGUAACCACAGAAGAAGAGGAUGUGGGGGCUGCGCACAAAAAUACCAACACUUGAUGGAGUUUCGAGGUCCUCUAAGCUCCAUUUAAUCAAUUAUCAGGUAUAUUUUGUGGGAUUUUAACGAGAGUUUGUCUCCGUCCUCUCUUCAGGGUAAAUUCACCACUGCCAGUGACGUGUGGGCAUUUGGUGUCACCCUGUGGGAGAUCUUCACACUGUGUAAGGAGCAGCCCUACAGCCUGCUGUCUGACGAACAGGUCAUAGAGAACACUGGCGAGUUCUUCAGGAACCAGGGCAGACAGGUAAGACCAUCCAGAUGCACCUGUAAAGAAAUCAGUAUUUUUAUAAUGUGUCCCACAUCAGGUCAGGCACUGACUUUGCAUCCAUGUUGAACAGACAGUGUUGUCUUUUUGGAUCAGAUUCAGCCUCCCAGGCAGUUUUCCAAUCCUCCAAUUUCCUCCACAUGGGGGAGCUACUCGGUCAUUAUUGCAUUGCAAACUUUACAUUUGACAUUCAAUCUCAGGCUUCCCUCAGUGCCUGGAGAAAAAUAUUCCAGGCAUGUGCUGACACCUUAACCCUUCUAAGUCUUUUUUAAAUUCAUGUAAUAAACAUAAAUUAUAGCUGCUGCACAUUAAUGAGACAGGGCUGAGCACUUUGAGCAGGACUGAGCAGACACAAUUCGUCAUUAUAGUUUUUCCAAUCACAGCAGCGCACACAGUUUUCCAUAAAAUCAGAAGAAAAUAUUUCACAAUUUCACCACCAAGAAAAACUUUAAUUUUGUUCAUCGUCUUACUCAAAACACAACUGACCAACAGAAAUAGACGGUCUGUUUAAGUACUGUCACCAAAAUACAAUAAUAAAUAAAAAUACAAGAAGCAACUUCAGAAUCUUUUAAACACACACAAAAAACUCAUUUCCUGGCAGUUUUAUGAAGUCCAAUAAUUAUGGCUUUUCUAAAACUGCAGUAUAAUAAUUAUACAGCCUCCUAAAUCCCUUGACUCCAACCCCAGAAACACUUGACACCAACCCGUCUGUUGGUGGAAGAUACAUGGAUUUCUGUACAUUCCAGUCCCUUUCCUCUUUUUAAACCCAAACUUGUGUGUAAUGUAAGCAAGUUUUCCAUGAAUACAAAUGAUGUUUGUUCUGCAUGAACAAGGUCCUGAACUCAACGAUAAAUGGUGAUCAAUGUUGAACCACCUUGAAGUACGUAUGCAUGGUGGUGGUGGUGGUGGUGGUGGGGGGGGGGGUCGCUAGUGUCUGGGAUCUGUAUUUUAGGGGUCCAGUUUGUGAACUCCUGGUUUAGAUUUCACUCUUUGUUAGUCAAUUUAAAACAACCCAAUAUGGACAAGGAAAAAUUGCACGAACCUGUCAACUUUUUCAGGGGCAGAAACCUUACACAGGACCAGACUCACUAGUUGCCAUGGUCAGACUAUAUGAUCUUUCUGUUUGUGCUGGAUUUGGCAUCCACAGAACAACAGAGUCAUGCUGUGACAUGACCAACAGACACGUCAGACUACAUGAUGGUACAUGACCGGAGUUCAUGACCAACAAGAAGAUGUUGGAAGGGAGAGGGACAGAGGUAGACGACUCCAAAAAAUACUGAGGGCAAUUACUCACAGGGUUGCUUCAGUAGGUCGUAGAGCUGGGCGAUUGAUUGGCUCUCAUUUCCCAAUUUUAAUAAUGGUUCUCUAUGUUCAUGAAAGACUGAUGGUUAAGACUGAAUGGUUAUUGUGCUGCCUGCAGAGGAGCAGGUAGAGGAGCAGGAGGGGGCAGAUGUGUGUAGUAGUGCAUGACUUCAAGGCAAAGGGACAGAGUGAGUACAACAGGAGAGAGCAGCUGUAGGGAUCAUGAGCGCUAAAAGUAACAGACCUUAUUCACCCUUUAAUAAUCAAAUAUCAUUUCUUUCUGAAAAAAACCCUGCUGCUCCAGAUCUGUCAAACUCUCCCCUUUGUCUCCUUAAGAUCUUCCUCUAUGCCCCUCCACUCUGCCCACCUUCACUCUUCGAGCUGAUGAUGCGCUGCUGGAGCCGCGACAUACCUGACCGACCCACCUUCGAGGGACUUUACCAGGCCCUGAGGCCCCACGUCAACCAAUGAGCCAAGACCAAGAAGGUGGACCUCUUGGGCUCUGAUUGGGUUUGUCUGCCUCUGGACUCCUGUUAGACAAAGACUGACCCAAGAGGACAGAGGACUGGACCUGCUUUAAAGGAGACAGUUGUUUUCCGAUGAAAUAUGGAGGAUUAACUUUGGGACGGUGGUUAGUUUGCAUUGUGGUAAAAGCAGCGCUUUAUUCUGCAGGAUGGAGGAACUCUUUCGCAACAUGAGAUUUUAAAAUUAAACUUUUCAAAAGUGAAUGAACAAAGAUUUUUAAGCUUUUAUAGAUUUUCUCUCAGUGCUGAUUUCACAGUCCUCUCUCUCUAAAGCUCUUUUGACAAACACAUCCUGGUGGACCUUUUUCUUUCCGUUUUCCAUCAUAAACUUCAUUUUCUUUCUGCUUCGACUUUUAAAGAAGCCAGAAACUGGACCACCUCUUCACCCUUGGUAGUGUCUCCUUUCCCUGUGGUUUUUAUAAUAAUUGUAAAGCACUGUCUGUGUCUCUCAGUUAUUCAUGUUCAUAUAUUAACCCACACUGGAGCUAGGGCUAGGGUCAAAAUGUAGAGUAGUUUUAUUUUUUAGAUUUUUAAUUCUAUUUUAUUUCCUGGUUUUUACCAUAUUUCCUAUUUGUCGGUCUGUCGUAUGGUUAUGAAUGUUGUUCAGCUGAGGUUCACGCUGAGGUGCCAAGAGGCUGCGAUGAAACCUGUGUGGUUCUCAGACUGGAAUCAGUCUGAAAUUGUGGGUAACUGCCUCGAAUCUUGAUUGGAGGUGCGUUGGUUCAAUAAGAAAAUAAUGCAUCUGUGCUCUUCUGUUGCCAAAGAGAAAUAAAGUAUGUAAGUAAUAAAAAACAAAAAACAAACAAACAAAAAAAAA
This is a messenger RNA of Xyrichtys novacula (pearly razorfish), 33563 nucleotides long. NCBI's taxonomy places the organism in Eukaryota, Metazoa, Chordata, Actinopteri, Labriformes, Labridae. The record is from the annotation of a GenBank genome assembly.